CUUCUGGCAGUGUAGUUUCGAGCUUUUUGGCGAGAAAAGCAACUUCCGCGCCAACCCAAAAAUUGUCGCCGAGGCGAUCUCUGGCUUUGACAGUACUAGGGGUUACUAUCGCUCCUUCAAUGACAUCGAAAAUCUGCAAGUCCGCCACAACCCGCGAGUGGUUUUCGCGGGGUUGCUGCGGGGAUGGGAAUAUGUAGAUGAAGGUUGGGACAAGAAUAAACAGCGGUAUGAGCCGCGACCUUUUUUCUACCCGAGACAAACCGGACGAAAUUCUAGCGAAGACACGCAGAAGCAACGGUACUUCAACGCGGAUAGUUUCCUUGCGCGGAAAAUCGAGGAGGGCUGCAUCACGGAUUGGGAGAGGGACAUCCCGAAAAUUGCGAGACAGCACGAAAUGGUAGUCUUGGCUGGGAUAAAAAGCAACCCCAGGCUGAUCACAAGUUGGGAUACACAAGUCGUUUUGAAACACAAUCUUGAGGUGGUGAAGGCGGCACUGGAAACUCCAUUGAUCACGGAUUAUGAGAAGCAAAUCCCCGAUGCGCUAAAGGACCAGCCGGAAGUGCUCGUAAAAGGGAUCGACCGUGGUUUGAUCCAGUAUUUGAAGCGGUAUCGCUUCAAGCGGAUCCUUACCAUUCCAGAGCAGCACGGGCUACUGUAUCAUGACGAUAUCGGUACUCGCAUGAUAAAUGAUAGUCUCCCCGGUUUCACGAUACCAGGAAACCGACGCGCACUGUUUCCGCGGUGGAGUGAAGAAGACCGGAACAACGUGAUGCAAGCGGCCCUGCGAAAAAAAUUGAUUUAUUUCGUAACAAGCAACGAGGACCUGCUCCGAAGUAGAAGUUGCGAAAGAACGGGCGUCGAGCUUGUCGACAAAAAUGCCGAGGAGAUCUUCAUGCAGAUGGAUCGCCCCACGCAGAGCAGUUGGAGUUCUUCCGUGGACAUGGAGAUUACCGCUCAGAUAUACAAACAGUUGAAGACGUUUACCAAGCCAGCGAAUGUAAGGGGGAAGUGUUUGGUUCUGAAAGUGGACGACGUCGACCGUACAAGAAGUAGUGGGACGAGAAGUGGCAAAGCGAAGACGAAGAGCUGCUCCACCACGUCGUCGCUGUCAUCAUCCACUGGCGCUAGAAGUAGUACGAAGCCACCGAAGGCGGAUACUUCUUCGAGGAACGCAUCUUCGUCCUCGCGGGCUGCUUCGCUUUGCGUCCCUACUGCUGGGCAGCAAGAAGGAGCUGACUUGUCGUGGUCCAUAUCUACUUCGUCGCCGCUCCAAGCGACAGCAGAGGCACAACCAGCUGCGUUGCGUGUUGUGGGUGGAGGCUGCUAUCCUACUUAUCCGGCAGGUUUCGCAAUACAGCCACGAGUGGAUCCUGUGGAUCGACGUGUAGUUCCUGGAAUCGCUGCGGCCUCGUCAUUCCGUAGUUGUACUUCCUACAGGGCACCACGACCAGCGUCUGUAGCGUCAGCAUUUUCACAUUCAUCCAGAACAUCUCGAUCUGCUCAACGAGCGCCAGGCGGUAGCGGUUGCAAUGGUGCUUCGUCUUCCACUUCUUUGCACAGGGCAGUAGACGCAGAAGGUGGAGGUCCUUUUCAUCAGAGAGGAUCUGGAUCAUCUGCCACAAUAGUACAACAAGAAAGCCCGACCGCACUUCUAGCUGCAUCUACUCGGCCUGGUAGUAGUGCACCAGAAGUCCUCCGGGCGGCGCGAUCGUCUGCGGAGGACGUGGAUGCUGGGCUGGCUAGGCGAAGAUGCUCGCUGGGUGCUGGUACAGCUUCAAUAAGGCCGCGAUCAGACGAUUCCUUCUUGAGCCAGCUGCAACGGCCUGCGGGGGAGAACCGAGAUCGUGGUGUGUCAGGUGCAUCAACCUUCGCGGAUCGUGUUCAUGAGGAGCGGAUCAGGCAAGAAAGAGUGGCAGCUGGAAAACAACGGAGUAAAUCGAAAAAUGGGAAAAAUAAAAUUUACCGAGUAUAGUAUGUAAGGACUUUGUUUGUAGCACAUGGAAAUAAUUUAGUACCGGCUGAAAGCCCAAGCCCAAGGCGACUUUCAGAACAAAUUACGCAUCAAUUAGUGGCCUGUAUUUCUACAUAUCUGUGAGUUUUCUGCUUCAAUAUGAUAAAGUGGUGCACUUCUAUUUGUAGUUACUUUAGUCGGCGAAAGAUGAUGCUUCGCAUCAAAUAUUUUGCACCUCCUUCACUUAUGAAGUCCAUAAUUCACACUGCAGUUAAAUAUUAAACUCGAAACGGAACAAAGCACUCACCAUCCGCAGCAGUCACUUCGCAACAGAAUGUAACUGUUCAAUUUCUACAGUACUUGUAGUUGACGUUGAUCAUGGAUACGUAGCAAUGACCUUGGUAUCUUUGGGAUAAGUACAACACGGACGAUGUUACAACAAGAAAGGCGGACAUACUACGUCACGCUCAAGAAGUCACGAACGUACAU
Messenger RNA from Amoebophrya sp. A120, 2440 nucleotides. NCBI's taxonomy places the organism in Eukaryota, Dinophyceae, Syndiniales, Amoebophryaceae. The record is from the annotation of a GenBank genome assembly.